Molecule: messenger RNA, 2646 nt
Organism: Chiloscyllium plagiosum (whitespotted bambooshark)
Lineage: Eukaryota; Metazoa; Chordata; Chondrichthyes; Orectolobiformes; Hemiscylliidae
Source: RefSeq, a predicted model, not a curated record
AUUCCCCAAAUCCAUAAAGCUCCGGGUGAACCGCUCCAGCCGCCACUCAGCUCCAGCACAGCCAGGACCCGCUCCCGGUCCGAGCAGGCGGAGGGUCCGCACCGAGAUCAGAAACUCGCUCCGAGUUGGCUUUGGCGAACCGGGGAUCGAACUGUGCGCUCAGCCAUUCCCAGUAAGGAGCUACAGAGUAACCGCAGGAACACCGGGCUCCCAGCACAACCAGCAGAAUGAAUAAUCGGAAUCAGAUCCAGAAUGCUUUACAAAAUUCACAACUGCUCACAAGAAUAACAGCUUUGGCAUGGCAGCGGAUAAAACAUGAGUUUUAGCUGUUCUCUGAUCUUCCCUCCAGUCAAAGAAAAUGCUGAAGAUGUCUUCAAAGCUCCAAACAGUUGCCCUGAUUCUAAUUUCCAAAGGAUUUCUGUUAUUUUCUUAUGGAGAGAGUAAUUUUGGCAAGAAGGAAAUCAAAAUCGAAGGAGAUUUGGUCCUGGGUGGACUGUUUCCUGUACACGAGAAAGGCUCAGGAGCAGAAGAUUGUGGCAGAGUGAAUGAAGAUCGAGGUAUCCAGCGUUUGGAAGCCAUGCUGUUUGCAAUAGAUGAGAUCAAUCGAGACACUUACUUACUUCCUGGUGUGAAACUUGGAGUUCAUAUAUUGGACACAUGCUCAAGAGACACAUAUGCUUUAGAACAAUCACUUGAAUUUGUAAGAGCUUCUUUGACAAAAGUAGAUGAAACAGAAUAUAUCUGCCCUGAUGGAUCAUAUGCAAUUCAAGACAACAAUCCCUUAGUGAUUGCAGGUGUGGUAGGUGGCUCAUACAGUAGUGUUUCUAUACAGGUAGCAAAUUUGCUUCGACUUUUCCAGAUCCCCCAGAUCAGCUAUGCUUCAACAAGUGCAAAGCUCAGCGAUAAAAGCCGCUACGAUUACUUUGCGAGAACAGUCCCUCCUGACUUUUAUCAGGCCAAGGCUAUGGUAGAAAUUUUGCAGUUCUUUAAUUGGACUUACGUGUCAACCAUCGCUUCCGAGGGCGAUUACGGAGAGACUGGAAUUGAAGCCUUUGAGCAUGAGGCACGUCUUCGAAACAUUUGCAUCGCUACUUCGGAGAAAGUUGGCCGCUCCACCACAAAGAAGUCCUACGAUGGUGUGAUCCAGGAGCUGCUGAACAAAGCCAACGCGAGGAUCGUGGUACUUUUCACACGAGGCGACGAUGCCCGGGAGCUUCUGGCUGCGGCUAAUCGAAUGAACGUUUCUGGCUUCACCUGGGUGGCCAGUGAUGGAUGGGGAGCUCAAGAAAUCGUGGUGAAGGGGAACGAGCUGGUUGCCAACGGUGCGAUAACCUUAGAGCUUGCUUCUUAUCCCAUCAAGCAGUUUGACAGGUACUUUCAAAGCCUCCACCCUCGCACCAACAAGCGGAACCCGUGGUUUAAAGCCUUUUGGCAGCAGAAAUUUCAGUGUCUGCUCCAGAACAGUCGGUCACAUCAAAAGGUGUGCGACAGGCGGCUCUCCAUCAACAACUCUAACUACGAGCAAGAGACAAAGAUAAUGUUUGUUGUCAAUGCGGUGUACUCAAUGGCACAUGCUUUACACAAGAUGCAGCGCGUAAUGUGUCCAAAUACCACCAGACUCUGUGAUGCCAUUAUGCCACUGGAUGGGAAGAAAUUAUACAAAGAAUACUUAAUCAAAAUUAAUUUCAGCGGUAAGAACUUUAUCUGUGUCACUGUUCAGACGACGACCAUGUGCAUCUCCGUCAGUCUGAGCGGCUUUGUGGUGUUAGGCUGUCUCUUUGCACCAAAGGUGCACAUUAUUGUGUUUCAACCACAGAAGAAUGUAACCAGCCACAGACUGACCAUGAACAGGUUCAGUGUCAGCGGAACUGUCACUAGUCACUCACAUUCAUCUGCCAGUGCCCAUUAUGUUCCUACUGUUUGCAAUGGAAGAGAAAUUCUAGACUCAACUACGUCAUCUUUGUGAGAUUGUUUCCUAAUACAGCUGUCAAACUGUUGUACUGUUAAAUCUGCGCACACUGUGCUAUGGUGAACCAGUAACCUGUUUUUGUAGAAACAGCGUAAUAAAUUAUUUUUAAGGGCUGUAAAUAACUAAUAGUACUCUUGGAUUUUUUUGGUUAAUAGUAUUUUAUCCUGUAAAUAACUAUUAUUUACAUACAUUGUUAUAAACUGUUUACUUAGGGCAAGUACUGUAUGAAAUAUGACAAACUGACUAUUAUAAAGUUUUGAGGUUUUAUUACCACUUGAUGUAUUUGCAAUAGAAUGCUUAGUAAUUUUUAUGUUGUAUAUAUAAAUAGUUACAUUAUGUAACUUAUGGUUCUAACAGCACAAAACAAGACUUCAUUGUAAAAUAAACUGAAUAAAAACCUGACUACUGAUAGGACUGAUUUAGUACUCAGUAUUUUUAAUUUAUGUAGCAUCUUUCUCUCAAUGGAGUUGUCCGAGAUUUUUAUAAGACUCAGUAGAAAUCAUUGCAAAACUAUACCUUGUUCUCCUGCCUAACCACUUCUCUGUAAACAAAAAGGUGUUAAAUAACUUAUUACAAUGAUUUUUCCCCAACAUGUCGUGCAUCCACCCUCCCCCUCCCCCACCUCGGUCAUAUACAAUAAACAGCUAUUUUGUUUGACAAAUCUCAGUUGUUUCCUU